UUUUUUCCAUUUUUUUUUUAAUCUCUUCCUCUUUCUUUCUGGAACCCUGUACAGCAAGAGCAUAGCAGGGAUCCCAGGGGGUUUGCUGCUAUCCAGAGAAGAUGCCUUGUUCUCUGCCAGAUCUUGUGCUGGGGAAGGCUGGAGGAAAUCCAUUCUGCAACAUUUCUGCUGGGGCUGUUGGCAAGAGCCCUGCAAUAUGCAGCAGCCACUGGCCAGGCUGGUCCCUCUGAAAAAAAGAGGACUGAAGAGGUCAGAGCAUGGCUGUGACCUGCCUGACCUCUGCUCCCUCCCCUCUUUACUGCAGAUUUGCCUUUUGUUGAGCCCAAAGAGCCUCCUGCCAAACCAGCACUCCUCUGGGGCCGUGACCUGAUGCUGCAACAGGCACUGAAGCCUUUCCCUGGGGCAUUUCCGUGCUGCCCUGUGCAGCACCAACACAAACUAUUUGCAUUUCUAACAGCCUUAAGUCAGCCUGAACCACCCAGGGGUUCCUUCUGUCCCCAUGAGAAAGGGUCUGACUGAUGCAUGUGUUAAUCUCAAAACCAAACGCUUCCACAUUGUUUUUACUAAAUAUAGGAGCAGUGUCUGCUGCAGGGCACUGCCAGCAGCCCUCCGCAGGGUCACAGUCCUACAUCCAAGAGGAGUUUAUCAGCCCCAGCCAAAGGGGAAAGGGGCUCAAGUUCAGUGCUCUCUGUUUGCAGAUGUGAGCUGCAGUCAGUCGAGUUUUCAAGGUCUCAUUCCCUGUCAUUUGCAGAGGGCUGAGCCUGGAAAUGUGAAAUGGGACUCUUGUGGGAUGAGCAUCUCAGCCCAGAACUGUACGUUGGAUGUUCUGCUUAUCUCCCGCUGGCACAGAUGCUAUUUCACCCUCCUGUGGGGUAACUGAUACAGAGGAUUGAGGAAGAAACUGCAACUUCUCGUUGAGUCGCAUCUUGAUCAAUCCAGCUCUGCAGGAAGUGUCAUUUCCCACAGACGCGCAAGCGUACAGGCACUGCUGAUGAAAUUUGUGAGCCUCUGAAGAGAUGAGAUCCACCUGGCAAGGCAAGGCUGGUCGCAGCCCACUCCAGGCCCUGUAUGAGAGUGACCAGUUUGAGCAGUCGUCCCUGCAGGCCGUUCACCAGCAGAGACGGGAGAUGCUGAGCAACGUCUGCGGCCGUUACACCCGCAAGCGGCGUCUCCUGCAGCCGGACGACUUGCGGCACUUGGUGGUGGACGACACGCACGGGCUGCUCUACUGCUACGUGCCCAAAGUGGCCUGCACUAACUGGAAGCGGGUGAUGAUGGUCCUGACGGGGCAAGGCAAGUACCGGGACCCCCUGGAAAUCCCCGCCCACGAGGCGCACGUGCCCUCCAACCUGCGCAGCCUGUCCGAGUACAGCGUUCCCGAGAUCAACGCCCGCCUGCGCAGCUACCUCAAGUUCGUCUUCGUGCGGGAGCCCUUGGAGCGGCUGGUCUCGGCCUAUCGCAACAAGUUCACGCUCAGCUACAACACGGCCUUCCACAAGCGCUACGGCACCAAGAUCAUCCGGCGGCACCGGCGGGAGCCCAGCGACCGGGCCCUGGAGCGCGGGGACGACGUGCGCUUCGAGGAGUUCGUGUACUACCUGCUGGACCCACGGACGCAGCAGGAGGAGCCUUUCAACGAGCACUGGGAGCGGGUGCACUCGCUCUGCCACCCCUGCAUCAUCCACUACGACGUGGUGGGCAAGUACGAGACCUUGGCCCAAGAUGCCAACUACAUCCUGCAGCUGGUGGGGGCCGACACGAGCGUCAAGUUCCCGGCUUCUUCCAAGACCACCAGGACAACGGACGGCAUGACAGCCCAGUUCUUCCAGGACAUUAGCCCCUUCUACCAAAGGAGACUCUUUAAUUUAUACAAAAUGGACUACUUGCUAUUCAAUUACUCCAUCCCCUCGUACCUCCGCAUCCGGUGAGGCAGGGGCUGCAGGGGAAGAGGCGAGGGAGAGCUGGAUAACUCUCACCGUGCCACAAUUCCUCUCCUCCUGCCUUGAGCUCAUCUCUUGGUUGAUUUCUUCCCUGUGCCCUUUUAUUAGGGUCUGCUCCACCUCCUGAUGCCUUGGUCAUGCAUGCUCUGGAGGAAGAACACUUCUCAAUACACUGGGGUUGGAGAUUUUCCUUCCCUUUCUCUCCCAGCCUUCAAUAUCUACAGGGAGUGGUGGUGGGACUGGACACUUCUUACCUUGGUUGGGGACUUUCUUGUAACUAAGAGACUCCUCUGUAGAUCCAAAUCUUGGGAAGGCUCCAUUUUUGGGCAGGAUCCCUUCAGGUCUUUCUCCUCCCUACUGGGCCGUCUGGGGGCAGACAUGGAGUCUCAGGGGUCAGAGUGGAGUGUAUCAGAGACUUGCAUAGAGCCAGAAAUAAAGCAAUAAUUUAAUGUAA
Molecule: messenger RNA, 2394 nt
Organism: Taeniopygia guttata (zebra finch)
Lineage: Eukaryota; Metazoa; Chordata; Aves; Passeriformes; Estrildidae
Gene: CHST13
Product: carbohydrate sulfotransferase 13
Biological process (GO): proteoglycan biosynthetic process; carbohydrate biosynthetic process
Cellular component (GO): membrane
Molecular function (GO): sulfotransferase activity
Source: RefSeq, a predicted model, not a curated record